Messenger RNA from Aphanomyces invadans, 785 nucleotides. Its product is annotated as ribosomal RNA large subunit methyltransferase J. NCBI's taxonomy places the organism in Eukaryota, Oomycota, Saprolegniomycetes, Saprolegniales, Verrucalvaceae. Gene Ontology annotation, biological process: RNA methylation. Bases 48 to 746 code for a protein of 232 amino acids. The transcript has 3 exons. The record is from RefSeq and is a predicted model, not a curated record. Gene Ontology annotation, molecular function: rRNA (uridine-2'-O-ribose)-methyltransferase activity.
AGGCUGUACGGAUACGGUGGUAUUCCCUGGUGAACUGGCCCAGAGGGAUGCUGCAGAGGCGAUGGUUUUCGACGAUCCGAAAGGGCAAGACACUGUCGAGCGCUCGAUGGCUGGCACGGCAGCAAAAUGACCAUAUCGUGAAACAAGCUAAACGAGAGGGACUCAGGUCGCGAGCCGCGAUUAAAUUGCGUGAGUUGAACGCGAAGUACAACCUGAUUCGCAAAGGCAACGUAGUCCUUGACCUUGGAGCAGCCCCGGGUGGUUGGUCGCAGAUUGCAAUUGACGAAUGCCGCAAAGGAAGUCCAUCAUCGACACCUGCCGAUGCGCCUGUCCAAGUCGUGGCCGUCGAUUUGCUACCAUUCGAUGCGUUUCCUGGUGUGGGCGUGGUGGUGGGGGACUUUCGCCUUCCCGAAGUGCGUGAAAAGAUUGCAGUCCUGAUGAACGGACGGAAAGCAGAUGUAGUCCUUAGUGACAUGGCCCCAUCUUUCUCCGGCAUCAGCUUCCGAGACUGCGAGGAGCAGCUUCGUCUGUGCCAAAAUGCCUUGCGUAUGGCCAGGCUCUAUUUAAAACCUGGCGGGCGAUUCGUGGCCAAGAUCCUUCGGUCACCCGCGGGCGACCAAUUCCGACAAGAAAUGAAGCCGUUCUUCACCGACGUCAAGACGUUCAAACCAGAUUCGUCCCGCACGGAAUCUGUUGAGAUUUUUGCAGUCGGUUUGGGCUUUCGAAUCCCGCCUCCGUCGUCAUAACUUCGGAUGCAUGCAAACUUUUACUCGUUGUAUGUUGCA